This is a messenger RNA of Perkinsus marinus ATCC 50983, 192 nucleotides long. RefSeq lists its product as hypothetical. The coding region runs from base 1 to 192 and encodes 63 amino acids. Lineage: Eukaryota; Perkinsozoa; Perkinsida; Perkinsidae. The record is from RefSeq and is a predicted model, not a curated record. The transcript has a single exon.
AUGAAAGAAGGAGGGUUUGGUGAUAGUUCAGGAGGUCUGGGAGAAAUGAUUAAAGUUCUCUUCCGAGGACUGAGCGGUGGUGGUGGGCUGCCGAUGCAGGCAUUGUUGGAACAAGCUCUUAGGGGCUUCUAUGGUAGUUUUUAUGGUUGUUGCUUGCGGAUAGACGCUGAGGCUGAUAAAAUCCUAAUGUAG